Messenger RNA from Toxorhynchites rutilus septentrionalis, 3096 nucleotides. RefSeq names its product microtubule-associated protein Jupiter (gene Jupiter). The record is from RefSeq and is a predicted model, not a curated record. The transcript has 8 exons. NCBI's taxonomy places the organism in Eukaryota, Metazoa, Arthropoda, Insecta, Diptera, Culicidae. Gene Ontology annotation, cellular component: nucleus. The coding region runs from base 394 to 1239 and encodes 281 amino acids.
UGGUUUAGUUCAAUUUCCAGCUUCGUACUGUGCGCAUUCCUCUCGGGUUCAUUUGGCAACGACAAUAAAAAAAAGUAAAAACAACGCAAAUCAGGGCUUCGAAGUGUUUUUUUUUGUGGUGGAACCAGCAGCAGCAGCAUUUCCUCAUUUCUUUUUCGAUUGACAUUUUCAUUCAGUGAACGAACGCAGAAAAAAAUUAUACAUAGUACAACAUUAUUGUGUGACGAAAAUCGAUAAAAGCGAAGAUCUCAUCGAGUUGUGUAGAAAGGCGGUGGAAAAACGAGUGGUUCGAGAGAAAGAGUGUCUGGUUUUCGCCUUUGUGUCCCCGAGUCGGGUUCUUGGUUUCGGUUGAUCCUUUUUAAGCCUCUGCGAAUUAUUUUUUGAACACACAAAAUGGCCACAUACGCCGCAUUCAAACACGUCGAGCUGUACAACGUUGGGAAUGCCAAAAAGAGAGUCCUCAAGCCUCCAGGUGGUGGAAGCAGCGAUCUAUUCGGAGCCGAUAACGAGCCACUAACUCCACGCAGCAUGAACAAGAACAGAAUGCAAUCCAACAUCUUUGCCGUCCCGGAAGCACAGCGAGCUGGAAAUGUAUUUCGACAAGGGAUCCAUAGAUACUAUUUUCUCGGUGGUGACACCCCACGUCGGGCUGUCCAAGGCCAGGAUUCGCACAACCGUCUGUUUGGCGAAGUAGAUCGCCCUUACACCCCGGUUAAGAACCACAUGAAGAGCAACCUGCCGAUCGGUGCCGAUAAGGCCGAUGGUGCCACCAAAGCUAACGGCCACAGCAACGGAACGAAGACCAAUGGGCAUCACUCGAACGGAAACGGACACGCCCCUACCAACGGCCACAGCAGCAAUGGCAGCAACGGUACGGCCAAUGGACACACCAACGGCACAUCGUCCUCAGCCCCGUCGCAGAAUGGAUCCACUCACAUGUUCCUGAGGAGAUUAACGUCGCCCAAGUCAUCAUCGUCCACAUCUACGAUGCCCCGCUCUCCCCGAUUUGCUCAGCGGAACCCGGUCACCGGCAAUGGAGUCGAGGACUACGCAGACAAGCCGCGGAAGCCGAGCUCGAGGCGUGGAUGUUUAGAGUCUGGCAAUCCGGUGACCGGCGAAGGAUACAAAUCUGGCGGCGCAGCGGAAAUCAACACGACCGUCCCAUCGCUGAAUGGUAGCGGUAAUGUCAUCAACAAGAAUCGCAUCCCACCCGGAGGCUUCUCAUCGGGACUCUGGUAAACACAUCAAACACCACAAUAAAAACAACAACACAGAACCGCGAACACGGGAUGGCCCUUUCUAGCAGAAGAUUGUAACAAUGAUCACGAUUUCCCGAUGUAACGAUACAUAACAUCAGCAACACAGAAACUUUUCCUCAUUCCCCUCUCAACACAAGCAGCAUGGAAACCUUUACAUCCCCCCAUACCCAAGGGGUACAGUUCCAAAUCUUAAGCUAGUUGGCCCAAAAAUAUGAGACAACAGUUACGUCGCCAACCCAAAACUUUGUGGAACUAAAUAUCCGAAAACGAGAUAGUUUUUUAUCCAUGGAAAAUUUCAGCAUAAAUUUUUAGAAACAAACGAAAAUGGUUGCAUAUAAAGACAACGACACAUAGACAUCAUUUCCAUAAAAAGGGAGAAAACGAAUCGAGCAAAUAUAUGCGAUUAUAGGGAAAAUUACCUUUUUCUGUGUAGAAUAGAGGAACAAUAAGAGGAAGAAAAAAAUACAGCAAACAUAAAAUUUCUCGCUAGAAGAAAACAAAUCUCUAGAGAUUCCUAUUUGAAUUUUUGGAAGAUUGCCGAAAACAACUUUUGCAGAUUGAAUGAUGGAACGAAAAUCGAACCUACGACGAUUGCAGGCAAAACAUAUAUUUAUCAGUCUGUUCGUUGUGAAACAAUGACGACGAGGAGAAUCACUAGUGUGUAUGUAUUUAUGAAUGGAAAUAACCAUCGUUAAUAAUAUCACAAACACCCACUCUUUGGACUGAUGAAGAAGUCAAACUAAUAAAAAAAAAACAAUAUUGAGAGCAAUUGAUAAACUUAUCACACAAUAAAUCAGUAACGCACGAACAUAUUUAGAGUGCAUCCAAAUAGAGGGUUGAAAUGUAUAACUUAUAAUCAAAUAAAUAAACGUACAUAGUAAUGGAAGGGUUGCGAGCGGCAGAGUGUAAAAUCCAGCAGUUUUCCAUUCAGAAUUAUUUUCUUCGUUUUACCAUUGAGAUAUACGACUCAAACCUAGUAUUUCUGUCCCUUUGAGUGUCUUUUUUUGUAUUCGAACAAUGUGUAGAGUUAGUAGCUUGCGCGAUCGAGGUGGAAUGUAGCUAUGAUUAAAUUAAUCAGAAAUACCAUUUCGACAACGAUCACAUUUUUGCUAUUUAAACAAACCUUUAUAUACUUGUCAUAUUAUUGUAUUUGUAUUCGCCCAAUUUGAAACCCCUUAUAAACAAACUCACUUUUGUAUGAAGUACGCAUUACACGCAACCGGAACGAAGGGUGACACUUCCUUCCAACUGCUAUUAUUCUCGAAACGCGUUCAGUUUACUGUUUCCCUUUCUUCCAUUUUUGUUCAGUAAAAUUGAUUUCCUAUUUGAUAAUUUUUAUAAAAUUAUUAAAUUUGUCUCUAUUCAAUAAAAGUUAAUAAAAUGUGAAACAAAAACGAAAUAAUGUGAACGAAUGUGGCCUGGAAAUAAAAAAUAAGUGCCCUCUAUCCGGGCGAACACACGAUUACAGCGAAAUAAAAAAAAAGUCGAAAAUUCCGUUAAAGAUUAUCUUGUUAGGGAAAGAGAGAAACAGGUUUAUAGGCAAGUCAAAAUUUGAUGGUUGAUAGUAAUAGUUGAAUACAAUAAUACUGGUUGGAAUGAAGAAGAGAACGCUUAAGCGUAGUUUAAAAAGAAUGAAGGUUAUGAAACACGCAUAACCAAGGAAAAGUGUAGCGAUGUCGAUACAUUCUAUAUAUAUAUUUGCAUUAACGGUUGGCAUGGCGGAGACGACGUUGAAUACAAUCCAGCAAGUAAACAGCUAAUCGUAGGAAAAAGUAUCUUGAUUAUUGUACUUGAUUACUUCACUUCUUUUCAUUUGUAAUAAUAAAUUUUAAUUUAA